CAAACUGAUAUGUUGUGUUUGUGUUUCAGUUUCAAGUUUUAACUGUUUUUAUAAAGAAGACAUACAACAUGUGAAUUAAAGUAAAUCAGGACUUGUGUUGUGAAUUAUAUUUUAUUGUUUCGCACGUGAUGUUAUGUUGUUAAUUUUGUAGUUAACAGACGUGAUUUAUGGAACCGUAUGAACAAUAUCUGGUAACAAACUACAGGUGAUAAAGGUGUAUGAAGACAUCGAAGUUGUUUGAUCUUCGGAUUUCAGUGUUUACUCGGGAGUUACAACCGUUCGGACAAGCUUCUGUUUUGUCAACGAAUGGAGUACAUACCCGUGUGUUAAUCCGAAAAUUGGAUUAAGAUGAAGAAAUUACCGAAAUGAUGUUGUAAUUGAGAAGUGUUUGAUGUGUGCCGCCACUUAAGGUGGUCAAAGCAGCCUGGAAAAGAGAAAAAGAUUUCGACAAUGACGAAAUCAUGUGGACAUUUGACAUCUUUGGGCAGAGCAAACAAAAGGAUGGUGAAUUUAUUGUUUUCACUUAUAUUGCUUGUGCAUUUCUUUUUCAAAUUAGCACAGGGGCAGGGCCCUGGUUUAGAAACCAAUAAAUAUUUAAAUGUUUCCGAAAAUCAGCCACCAGGCACUGUAGUGGGCUUUGUUAGUGAACUACCAUCAUACACCUACUCCACAGAUGAUACUAAUUUUUUAACAAAUUUUAAUUUAGAUCAAAAUACAGGUCGCAUAACAACAAAAGUAAGCAUUGACCGUGAAACGUUAAACCUGGUCGGAAAUCAGUUUAGCUUGUUAGUUAUUGCACGUGGUGCUGGUAACAAUCAUCCAGUGGAAGUGCACAUCAAAAUCAUUGAUGUGAAUGACAACGUACCCACCUUUCCUCAACAAAGUUCUAAAUUAGACAUUAGGGAAAAUUCCAAUAUUGGUUCCACAUUUAGAAUUGAUACAGCAACAGAUAGAGACUAUGGUAGUAAUUCUGAAGUUAAUACAUAUGAAAUAAUAUCAGGCCAAAAUGGUCCAUUUGAUCUUGUUUUCAAUCCAGAGUUAUACGGCCCUAUAUUAUUUUUGAAAACCACUGGAAAUUUAGAUCGCGAAACCAUCAGUUCUUAUACACUGGUCAUAAAAGCCAGCGAUAAUGGUAGUCCUGUGCUUUCUGGUUCUACAACAUUGAGCAUUUCUAUAACUGACGAAAACGAUAACGCUCCAGCAUUUGAAUUCAGUAACUAUUUUAUAGAAGUUAACGAAACGGACCCAAUUGGGACAGUGUUGAAAAGAGUUCUUGCCACAGAUAAAGAUAUUGGGGCUAACCAACAAGUAAUCUACGAAUUUGAAACACCAGCAGAUCAGUUCACUAUCUCCAAUACAACCGGUGAGAUUAGAACAGCAGCACAACCCAUUGAAUGUCAAGGUCAGUGUGACCUGAUUGUAGUUGCUAGGGAUCAAGGACGCCCGCCAUACUCUGGACGGACUUUUGUCCACAUCACUGUUAUAGAUACAAAUAAUCAUGACCCUGAAAUAUUUGUGAAAUACGUGCCACUGGACUCUACAGAAUUUUCUAGGGUAAACGAAAAUGCCGUCAAUGGGGAAAAAGUGGCAGGAAUUACUGUGACCGACAAAGAUGAUGGGAUAAACGGUGAGACCAAUGCCAGCAUUAUUGCUGGUAAUGAACUUAACCACUUUCUGCUACAAGCUUUCGAUAGCAAAAAUUACUUGCUUUUUGUGAAUGGAGAUCAAGUGUUAGACAUGCAUAGGCAUCAAGUUUACAAUUUGACACUUCAGGCAAAAGACAAAGGAACUCCACCUAGAACUGCUGUAAAACAGAUUGUGAUAUAUGUGAAUGACAUCAAUACGUUUGCUCCUGUAUUUGUAAAUAAAACCAUAAAUAUAGAAAUAAGUGAGUUGACAGAAGUUGGCAGUUUUAUUGCAAGCAUGGACGCUAGAGAUCAGGAUACAGGGCUUUAUGCAAAGCUCACCUACAGAAUUGAAAGUGGAAAUAAUCCAGACUGGUUUCACAUUAACCCUGAAACAGGAUUGGUUACCACAAAGUCACAACUCCAUUAUGAAGUAGCCAAUAGUUUCAGAAUGAACAUCUCCGUGCAUGAUGGUGCUCUAAAACCAGACUAUGCUGAAUUACGUAUCACAAUCAGGGAUGAAAAUGACAUGGCACCCCGUUUUAGUCAAAAUAUUUUCUAUGAAAGCUUGGAGGAAAAUCAAGGUAGUGUGUCUCCAGUGGUGUCUGCUUCAGCAGAAGAUAAUGAUUCAGGUUUGAAUGGUAGUCUCGUUUAUUCAUUUCAUCCAUAUGUUGAAUAUAUGUAUCCGAGCACUUUCCACUUAAAUACAGCUUCUGGGGCUGUAACGACAAUGAAGGGUUUAGAUAGGGAGGAAAUCUCGAACUUCACCAUCAUCAUUAUUGCCAAUGACAAAGGACCAGCACCAUUGACUUCAACAGCAACUGUGAUACUUGUUGUGACUGAUGUGAACGACAAUCCACCUCUGUUCUACCCAACUCUGUACUAUGUCAAGGUCAUUGAAGGUCAAGGUCAAGGGGUUGAGGUCGUGAAAGUUACAGCCACAGACCUGGAUUUGGGUGAAAAUGCAGAUAUCUUUUACUCAUUUUCUGUGAGUAGCCCCAAAUUUGCCAUCAAUGCCGCUACUGGAGUGAUAACAACCACUGAUAUGCUCAAGAAGGAUCAGACAAGUGUCUACAACCUUAUCGUUCUUGCUAAAGAUAAGUUCAACAAGUACACAGCUACAGCCACAGUGCGUGUGUCUGUUCUGUCAGUCUCGGACUCCCUACCAAUAUUUGAGAAAGCCAACUACAGUUUUGAAAUUACAGAAGACCCCAGCACAAGCGUGAAUCCAAUUUAUGUUGGACAACAAGUUGGAACAGUAACAGCAUCAGGCAUAGGUAGUGCUGCAAUAAGCUACUUCAUAACUGGAGGAGACCCGAAGAGCAUUUUCAGCAUUAAUGCAGCAUCUGGCGCUAUAGUAAGAAGCAAAGCUGUAGACCGGGAAAACAGUGCAAGAUUUGUAUUAAAGGUCGUUGCUACUGGAAGUGGGAAAUUUGUUGAAACCAGUGUGGUCAUUGUGGUGAAAGAUGUAAAUGAUAAUGCACCAGAGUUUGAGUUUCCAAGUAUUGAAGUGGAUCUUCUAGAGAAUAGGCCUGUGGGACACUAUAUCACUGUUAUUAGUGCCAGUGAUGCUGAUGAGAAAGGGCCAAAUUCCUUAGUAACUUAUUCCUUGGUGACAGAUCACAAUGCAAUGUUUGGAAUAAAGUCUGACACUGGACUUCUUUAUUUGAACAAGCAAAUGGAAAUGCUCGAUGCAGAUUAUGUGACCUUAUCAGUUGUUGCUAUGGAUGCAGGUUCCCCAAGUUUUUCUGCCACCCAGCAGGUAACUAUUACAGUGAAAGAUAUAAAUAAUAACACACCAAAGUUUCUCCAAAGCUCCGUUGAAAAAUCCCUAGUUGAAAACCAUCCAGUGAAUAGCAGAUUCUUGCUUCUUAAUGCGGUUGAUAGUGAUAGAGGUGAAAAUGGUCGACUAACUUAUAAUAUCACAAGAGGAAACGAAGACAGAGUCUUCGGCAUUUUCCCGGAUGGAUAUUUGUUUAUUGCAAAAGCAUUAGAUAGGGAAGCCAAGGAUAUUUACAAAUUGAGCGUUGUUGCACGAGAUAAUGGCGAACCGUCACGAAGUGCAGAAUUCAACAUCACUAUUCACAUCACUGACUUUAAUGACAAUAAACCCGUUUUCAUAAAUGCUACUUAUUUAUUUACUUUGCAAGAGAACCGUCGUGUUGGUAGCUACAUUGGUCAAGUUAUGGCAACAGAUGCCGACAUAGGUCGAAAUUCAGAUUUGACAUACUACUUUAGGGACCACCAGAAAGAUUUCAAAAUUGACCCCCAAACUGGAGAAAUAAGAAGCCUCAGAGUGUUUGACAGAGAACAGCUUGCAAAAAUAGAUUAUACUCUAGAGACUGAUGUCGUGGUCCGAGACAAUGGCCUAAAUCAAUUGAAUGAUACUGCAACCAUUCGCGUACGAAUUCUUGAUGUCAAUGACAACCCACCCACCUUCAAGCAAAGUGUCUACACUACCAGCAUAUUUGAAAAUGCACCAAUGUAUUCCAAUGUAACAAACGUAAAGGCAGAAGAUCUUGACUCUGGUGUCAACAGUGUCAUAACUUACGCUAUAAUCGGUGGAAAUGGUAAUGGGACUUUCACUAUUAACAAUUUCAAUGGGCAGAUUAUUUUGAACACUUCGCAGUUGGACCGAGAAAAGGUGGACUUCUAUGAACUUGACAUUCUGGCUGUGGACUCAGGUGAGGUACAAUACAAUGCCACGUGUAAGGUUCUAGUGACCAUUAAGGACAUAAACGAUAACUUACCGCUAUUCCCUCAAUCUCAGAUGGAUUCCAGUGUGCGUGAAGAUGAAAAACCAGGUUUUCUUGUUGCAGAUUUCACUGCUACUGACAUUGACCAAGGUGUUAAUGCUGUAAUAACUUACUCCUUGUCAGGCGUAGACAAUGAUGGUAUGUUUGGUAUCGACGUGCACACUGGAAAAAUAUACCUCCAGAAAAAGCUAGACUUUGAGAAGAAGAGCUUUUACAGAAUGAAUGUCACUGCCACUGAUCAUGGUCUUCCUCCUUUGGCUUAUCCCAUACUAUUCACUAUCAAUGUCAAAGAUGUGAACGACAACAGCCCUGUGUUUCAAAAUGAACCACUUUCUUGUCAUAUUGCUGAGAGUUUGACAGGAAGUGUGUGCACCAUACGCGCAAGUGACGUUGAUUCUGAUAAAAAUGGCGAAGUUACUUACGAGAUCAAACAUCAGGAUCCCCCUGGUGAUCAGUUAAAAAUUGUGAAAGUUAGCGGGCAGAUUUAUACUGACAAGGAACUAGAUCGGGAAGUUGCGAGCGAGUUUAAACUUAGAGUGAUUGCUGUGGACCAGGCAAUAGAUGUAUCCCAGCGUUUGACCACAGAGACCGUGGUCACUAUAACUGUUGAUGAUGUCAAUGAUAACGACCCGACUAUUACUUCUUUCACUGCCAUAGCGAUUCCCCAAGCGACUCCAGCAAAUACAUACAUAACAACUGUUGUUGCUAAAGACAAGGACAAAGACAGCAAUGGUAAGGUCGCUCUUAAUUUUCCACCCAACAGUGGAAAUUAUUUCUCCAUGGAAAGCGGGUCAGGACGAUUUCUCUUGAGCAGGCAGUUACCUGAGAAUCCUGUGAAAUAUCCUGUGACCAUUGUAGCAAAUGACUAUGGCAGUCCCAGCCAACGAACCAUAAUGUUUCCAGUCACGGUUUUGGUCACCAACAACAACAACCAAGGUCCUGUUUUUCAAAAUGCCUCAUAUAGUGGUACACUUCGUGAAAAUGUUCAAAACGCAGAUAUAUUUACUGUUCAAGCCACAUCUAGGUUCAGUUCCAAUGUUGAAUACUACAUUACAAAUAUAACUCGUAGAGAUAAUGGCUUACAAGCAGAGAGAAUAUUUAACGUUGAUAAGGAAACCGGAAGGCUGACAUCAAAUGGUCCAUUAGAUAGAGAGACAAUGGGCGGAGAAUUCGACAUUGAGAUCUACGCCAUCGAUACCCAGGGUUCUACGCCCAGAACAAGCAUUAUUGUGGCAAAGGUUACACUACAGGAUGUCAAUGACACUCCGCCCAAGUUUUCCAGCAGCUUCUACAUAGUGGACGUAGACGAGAAUGUGCGUACAGGAUUCCCGAUCACGAAGCUCACUGUUUACGACGAGGACACCAUCGGGACAAUGUCUCUGUCACUUGUCAACCCACCUGACUCCAACCUGCAGAUAAAGCCUGACGGUACAAUUGUCACAACUGGGCCGUUGGACCGAGAAACCAUUCCGCAGUACACACUGAAUGUCACAGCUAAUGACGGGACUCAAACCUCCUUCUGCGUUGUACGAAUUAACGUCCGCGCUUACAACGACAACCCGCCAAAAUUUACUGAACCCUUCUAUUCCUUUGACAUCUCCGAAGACACAGCUGUUGGAACAACAGUGGGGAGCGUUCUUGCCAAUGACCCUGACCUAGGGUCAAAUGGGCUUGUGACCUACAGUCUGGUGUCUGGGUGGGGCAACGACACAUUUGCCCUUGACCCUGUGAAAGGGACCUUCACCUUGCUUCGAGUGCUAGAUUUUGAAGAGAAUCCCCUCUACACAGUACAAGUUGUGGGCAAGGAUGGCGGGAUGGACCCAGCCCAGGAGUCCACAGUCUUGGUGUUCUUUAAUGUCAAGGAUGCCAACGACCACAGCCCUGAGUUCGAACGCCCAAACUACUCUGCUUCAGUGCUUGAGAAUGUGGCGGUUGGUUCCACUGUCAUACAAGUGCGGGCCACCGACAUAGACUCAGGUGACAAUGGCAUGGUUACCUACAACGUGACUGGAGGUGACCACAAGCGUCAGUUCCAGAUUGACCUCUACACAGGAGUCAUAACUGUUGCCUCUAGACUGGACAGGGAGGUCACUCCGGCCUACACUCUGACUGUUACAGCAACUGACCGUGGUGGACCGCAAAUGAAGUCUUCAACUGUACAGGUGCUGGUAACUCUGCAGGAUGUGAACGACUGCAUUCCCGAGUUCAAGUCACCAGCGGUAAUAGGUGUCACUGAAAAUACAAACCUAACCACUGUAGUCCAUACAGUGGUUGUUCAUGAUUGUGACGCAGGAGCAAAUGCCGACCUCACAUUCAGCAUUGCUUCAAAAUCUGGCCCUGUGUCUCCUUUUACUAUUGGCACGUCUGAUGGAAGGCUGCGUGUGAACACCAACCUGGACAGGGAGACAACUCAGAACUACACGAUGGUGGUCACGGUGCGUGACCAUGGAAACCCACCUCUCUCAAGCACACAAGAUCUUGUAGUUAACAUUGAGGACGAAAAUGAUCAUAGCCCAGUGUUUUCGCAAACAACAUACCUGGCAAGAGUAAGCGAAGACGUCGCCAUAAAUGUAGGUCAGAUACUCCUAAAGGUAACUGCAACGGAUCAAGAUGUGGGAGUUAACGGCAUGGUGAGGUAUUUUGUGCUCUCGGGAGACGAGAACCAAGAUUUCAGUCUAGAUCAGAGUAGUGGCGCUUUGCGAGUGCAGAAAAAGUUGGAUUACGAGCGAGUGUCGAGCUACAAGUUGUUUGUGCGUGCAGAAGACCGUGGCAGCAUUGUCCGCUUUGCGGCAGCCACUGUAUCAAUCACAGUGGAUGAUGUCAACGACAAUGAACCAGUCUUUCUCGAUUCACCAUACGUGAAAUACGUUCGGGAGAACAUGGACCGUCCUGUGUUCGUUCUGCAGGUGUCCGCCAAGGAUGCGGACUCUGCCCCUUUUAAUCAGCUCCAGUACAAGAUACAGAGUGGCGACCUGAGUCUGUUCAACAUCAGCCAGACGACGGGACAGAUCAUGGCCUUACAGAGUCUUGAUAGAGAGCGGGCCUUGUCCUAUGUGCUUACAGUGGUAGCAACAGACUCAGGUAAUGGCCGCGGCAAUACAGGCACAUGCACAGUGACGAUUUUCGUUGAGGAUGUGAACGACAAUCCUCCAGUGUUCGAUGGAACUAGUUCAUAUGUGGCCCGCGUCAGCGAAAAUCUUCCACAAAAUGCAACCGUGGUCACGGUGCAUGCUUCGGAUUUGGACGAGGGGGUCAACAAGCAGAUAGUGUACAGCUUGAAGGACACAAUGAACGGGAAAUUUGUGAUAUUUCCAAACACGGGUCGCAUAGCAACCCAGGCAGUGCUAGACAGGGAGCAGGUGCCUGACUACACGCUGGAGGUGGUUGCCAUGGAUACCAGUCUUCUACCCCUGUCCAGUACAACAACGGUCCGUGUGUAUGUGGAGGAUGUGAACGACAACAGUCCAUUGUUCGGACAGCAGAACUACUCUCGAACGUUGGCACUUCCUGUUAACACUGGAGCCUUCAUUGUUGGUGUAACAGCGACAGAUGCUGAUAUUGGCAACAACAGACUGCUCAGAUAUUCACUAGCCUUACCUGAUGCAGGGAACUUCAAUAUAGACAAUAAGACAGGAGUGAUCACCGCGAAACAAACCCUCAGUGCUGGCACCUACAACAUGAAUGUGAUAGCCAGUGACAUGGCUAUUCAGCCCUUGUCAGCGACUGCCCAAGUGACUGUGACAGUCUCGAGCUCCUCAAGUGUUACCCCUCCCACGUUCAACACAAUCGCAACUGGCAUCAACGUGACAGAAAAUGUGUCAUCUAACCAAACUGUCACCAUGGUCACUGCUCAGUCAUCAAACGGCGCCACAAUAAACUAUGCGAUCGCUGGAGGGAACAUAAAUGACGCGUUUGGAAUCGAACGCUCAACAGGGCGUAUUUACUCGGCAGGAACCAUUGACUAUGAACUUCUCCAGGAAUAUCAUCUUUGGAUUGAGGCACGUCAGGAUGGGAAUACCCCAGCAACAGCUUUUGCAAAAGUCAUGAUAAAGAUUGAAGAUACAAACGACAACAGCCCCGUUUUCUCGUCCACACAGUAUGACAUUGAUGUGAUGGAAAAUCGGGGUUUCGGUACCUCUAUUUAUACUGUCAGUGCCACUGAUGCAGAUUCUGGAGUCAAUGGCAAUAUAAACUACAUUUUAUCAGGCACAGAUGCUCAGUACUUCAAAGUCACAUCUUCUGGGCAGAUAAGAACAUAUACAACCAUUGACAGAGAAAAAGUGGACAAGUACAGCUUUUUAGUGAUUGCUACAGACCAGGGAAACCCUGCAAGGUCUUCAACAACCUCUGUGAGAAUCACCGUUCUGGAUGAAAACGAUGAAAAUCCAUCAUUUGCUGAGCAUUUCCGAGUAAAGAUCCCAGAGAACAUGCCAGUCGGCAGCUUUGUAAUACGGGUGACGUCCACAGACAAUGAUAUUGGUGAGAAUGCCGUGGCCACCUACUCCCUGCCAAACAGCACCAACGGGAUGUUUGCUAUCGACGGUCCCAGUGGCAACAUAACCCUGCUGAAACCCUUGGACGCUGAAACCGUCUCCACCUACACACUCCGUGUAAGGGCCACUGACAGUGCCCAUGAUGUCCUGGGUAAUGUCCAGGUUGAUAUUGCGGACGUCAACGACAAUAGCCCCGUCUUUCAGCCUCCUUACUCAUUCAGCUUCAGUGAAAUGAUGCCAGUGGGUUCCCAGAUAGGUUAUCUGAAGGCUUCGGACGCGGACAUCAGCUCCCCAAACAACCUUUCAUACUUUUCGCUGAAGCUGUCUUCCAGUUAUUUCAACCUGAACAGUACAUCCGGGCUGUUGACCUCCCGAGAGGUCUUGACCUUUGACCCCACGUAUGACCUCACAGAGCCGCCAAACAGACAUAAGCUGAUAGUGAUUGUCCAGGACUUAGGGACGCCUGUGAGGUCUUCAGAGCAGCUUAUAUUCAUCAAUGUGAUGGACUUCAAUGAUCACGCUCCGGUAUUUGAUCAGCCCAGGUAUCGCAGUGCAGUUCCGGAGUCAACAGCCAUUGGGAACAGCAUCAUCACUGUGAAGGCCAGAGAUGAGCUUGACUAUGGGGUGAAUGCCCAGUUGGAGUACUACAUUCAGUCCGGCAAUGGAACUGGCCUCUUCUCCAUUGACAGAGUCUCUGGUAUUGUAUCCGUGAACAGCAGCCUGUCAGGCAACAAGAACCGAGAGUACCAGAUUGUGGUGAAGGCCCAGGACAAAGGUGCCACGCCCCUUUCUGCUGUGGUACCGGUUAAUCUUGUUGUUACGGACACAAACCUCUACAAUCCCCAGUUUGUGGCCCCAGUCAGCCGUCAGAUCAGCAUUCCUGAGAACAAAACUGUCGGCUCCUUGAUAGAAACCUUUCAGGCGCGAGAUAAUGAUCUGGGAUUGAAUGGUGAGGUCGAGUAUUACAUAUCACAGGGAAAUGGAGACGAUCUGUUUGAACUGCACCCAUCUUCAGGUGAUCUUAGAGUAAAGAAUAAAUUGGAUUAUGAAAAGAAGAAGGAUUAUCAGCUUGUGAUUACAGCAAAAGACAAGGGGUUGAUUCCUUUAGUAACACCUAUUGAUUAUCUGGUGAAGCUUGAAGAUGUAAAUGAUAAUGACCCGCUGUUUGCUUUAUCAAUGGACCUUGCUUAUGUAGAAGAAAACUCUCCCCGCGGUAAAUCUGUGUACCAGGCUAAGGCAGUGGAUGCUGACACUGGGGGAAAUGCUUAUAUCGAAUAUGCGAUUGUGGAACCUGUUAAUCAAAAUACUUUCCAGAUAGACUCUACGACCGGAAUCAUCACCACUAAAGGAGAUCUUGAUUAUGAAACCAAACAGAGGUACACGCUGACGAUAAUGGCGUCCAAUCGCGAUGCAAUUCACAAGAGCACCAUGACUCUAGAUAUCAACGUGGAAGGCGUCAACGAAGACGUACCGCAUUUCACUCAAGAUGUGUACCACUUUACAAUCAGUGAAUCUGCAGUGGUCAGCACAUCUGUCGGACGUGUUAGGGCGGAGGAUACUGAUGCAGGGCUCGAUGGCGUGGUCAACUAUUUUCUCAUUGGGGACAGUAACACAAAGGGCUUCAGAGUUGAUCCACGAAAUGGUGACAUUCUGGUUUCCGGCAAGCCUGACUACGAGUCCUCACCGAAAAUCACUUUGAAAGUGUUGGCUAAAAACUGGGGCAGCGUAAAAGGCAAUGACACAGAUACUUGCUCGGUGGAAAUCAUGGUGCAGGAUGCGAACGAUCCCCCACGGUUUACGCAGACCAUCUACCAAGCCUAUAUACCUGAAGACACUAAAAGUGCUGAUGUUACGAUUACCACCGUGUCUGCCACAGAUUCAGACUUUGACAUAGCCGACAAGAAGUUCAGUUACAGGAUUCUGGCUGGUAAUGUCGGAGGAAUGUUUAAGAUUGGAGCCAAUAGCGGGGUGAUUUCAACGACUUCUGCUGUCAACCUUGACCGAGAGACUGUGGCCAUAUACAACCUGACAGUGGGAGCAGUUGACACAGGCUCACCGCCAGAAACAGGAUCAGCCACAGUACAAGUGAACAUCCAGGAUAUCAACGACAAUGGGCCAUACUUUGUGGAAUUCACUGCUGGUGUAUUGGAAAACCAGCCCCCGUCCUUCUUAGUAACGACCUUAACCCAGUACACUCGUGAUGCUGACAGCCCUAGCAACCAGGGACCAUAUACAUACAGCACAAAACCAGGGGGUGACAACGCCUACAAUUUUUUCACAAUUGCUCCAAAUGGUGACGUCAAAACAAAGAAAAUGCUAGACAGAGAAUCACUCGACAACCAGUUUACCAUUCCUGUCCUGGUCAGUGAUGCCGGUCAGAUGACUUCUACCUUGACAUUCAAGGUUGUUGUCCAAGAUGUUAACGACGUUCCUCCGAAACCACGUUUUUUCUAUCUUUACUUAUCAAUGUAUGAAGGCCUGCUGCCCACUAAUGCUGUCGCUGAUGUUCGCCCCCUGGAUGAUGAUGAAGUUGGGACAUACUCUUGCACAUUUGAUGGCAACAGUAAUGCGGACAUUUUUACCAUUCCAAGUGCUUGUAACUUGAUGAUUAACGGGCAGCCAAAUGAAGCGGAAUACCAUCUUAAAAUCAGUGGUGGGGACGGUGUAAAUGGUGCGGUCACCUACGAUGUAAAUGUCGCUGUAAACAAGUUCAGUAAUAACACACUGGAGCACUCAACCAUAAUGCACAUUGUUGAUGUAACACCAAAAGAUUUUAUGAAGUCAUAUUACACAAAAUUUGUGGCCGCCCUGAAGAGCAACCUAGAACCCCAAGAUAAGGUUGACAUCAUUGGUCUGACUGGUCUGGAGUCUGAGGGAGUCCUCAUUUACAUGGUUAUUUCCAAUGAAAUUGAUAAAGAUUUGUACAAUAAAGAAGAAGCAAUUGGAAAAUUGCAAAAUUCAAAGGCUUUCAUUGAGUCCGAAAUACAGAAAUUUAUUGCUAGUCUUGAUUACACAGGUUGCCGAAGUAACUACUGCAAGAACAAUGGCGUGUGUGCUGGCCACAUCACUGUGCAAGAAGCAAAUCACAUCGCAGAUUCAGAUUUUUUUGUAUUUUCAAACCCUGCUUUCCAGCAGGAGUACUACUGCAAAUGUGUGCCAGAGUUCACAGGUCCAGAUUGUAGCCAGCCAGCAAGCCCAUGCGGCGAUAUCUUCUGUCAGAAUGGUGGCGUCUGCAAUUCGUCUCUAAACAAACCAGUCUGCAGCUGUCCAUUGACAUGGACUGGUUCGAAGUGUGACCAAGACGUCAACGAAUGCAGGACUCCCGGCUUCUGCAAAAAUGGUGGGACAUGCAUGAACACCAUUGGAGGAUUCAUAUGCAAGUGUGCGGAGGGUUAUUUUGGAAAGCAAUGCCAAGAUGGGGAUAAUUUCUGCAAAUCCAGUCCAUGCAAAAAUGGCAAGUGUCUGAACCAGCCAGACAAAUUUGUGUGCCUGUGCAACUAUGGCUUCUACGGCGACACCUGUGACAGCUCCAGCCUAGGUUUCUAUGAGAGCUCCUACAUGGAAUACCUGUCCAUCAAGUCACUCUCCUCCAUCAUGGUGGACUUUGCAACAAAGAGCAGUCGUUCCCUUCUGCUGUACCAGUAUGCAAACACUGAGUCAGCUCAGUUCCUGGCUCUGGAAAUUAUCAGGGACAUGGUUGUCUUUUCCUACAGAGCUGCAGGGGCUUCCCAGCCCCUACGUCUGUCUGUGACCAAGGACACCAGCACUGGAGGCUGGUUCAGGGUCAGAAUCACGGUGAAUUCAGAGUUUCAGACAGUGCGAAUGUGGGUGGACAAUUGCCCUGAAGACCGGGUGGCCUGUGAUGAAUGCCAGACUGGAUCCUCCUGCUACAACAUGUCUUCAGCAGCCCAUCCAUGGUCUGCAUCCGGUAGCCACACAUUGAUGAUUGGCGGCGUGCAGUCCAUUCAGACGAUUCUGAACCGAACUGGACAAGUAUCCACGCACGAUUUCAUAGGCUGCCUCAAGUCCAUGAGCAUAAAUGGUGAAAAUCUCCUGAAGCUGAAGAGCCUGAGAGAGAAUGGGAUAAAACAGACGUGCCCACGAACCAGCGCCACCGAUGUUUGCCAGGGUUUCAGCUGCCAGAAUGGGGGUCAGUGCGUGCCUGAGUGGACAGGACCAGUGUGUCAGUGCUCCCCGGCGUUCAUGGGCUCACGCUGUGAGACAGCACUUAAGCCUAUAGGAGUGGGCCCUGAUACCUUCAUAACUGUAAGGAUGCGUGAGGGAGCCAGGCGUGAUGCCCUCCUGGACAGCGACGGCAACCGACGCCGACGGGCCCUAACCACCUCAAGUGUAAAGAUUCGCUUCCGCACCAUGGCAAAAAAUGGGUUGCUCCUAUAUGCAAACACAUUCGCUGGCCGACGAUUAUGUGUUUUGUCUGUCUUUGAUGGCAAACUUAAGUUCACAGUGACUCAAUAUGGUGGCUCCAAAUCCAUAACUGUAGAUGACGUAUCGGUGUCAGAUGGAAAGUGGAGAAAUGCUACAGUUGUAUUGAAUGGAGGGGAAGUAAACCUGUCCCUGGAUGGCAGCUCCAGUAAGUCUCCCAUUGACAUGUUCGCAUUUACUUCCCCUGAUGUGGAGACCCUCACGCUGGGUGGCGCUCCGUCCACAAUCACGGUCGAAAACCAGAACCUCAAGGACUUCCCAGGGUGCCUGUCUGCAUUUGAACUUGAUGGUCAACAGCUGCCAUUAAUUGGGGAGACUGCAAACUAUGUGAUAACGGCCUCUGAAUCAAUCGACAAUGGAUGCUCUGACCUCUGUACCAAUGCCUGUGAUGGAGAAUGCACGAUACAAGGGGAGGCAAUAGCCUGCGCACCCAAAGCAGAUGCGCCAUUAACUGUUGGGAUCAUAGUGGUGAUUGUGUUCUUUUCGGUCAUUUCUGUAGUCAUAGUGAUCCUGUUGGUGGUGUUCAGGAAAAGGGGAGCGCAGUGUUUGAAGGGGACAAAGGCAGCCAGGCAGAACGGAUCCCUGGGUAAAGGGGCAAACAGCAGUGGGCAUAGCAAUCAAGAUUCUGGCUAUGGUGAGAAUAACAUUGAUCAGCUUAUCAUCCGAAACCACAUCAAUCAGGAAUUGGCUAGCAGUGGUUAUCAGAGACACAUGAAUGGUCAUCUGGUGCAGCCUGAUAUCAUUAACUCAGAAAUAGGGCGAACUCCAAUGCCUCUGGAUUUAGAGGAUGGAACUGUGAUAAUUGACAAUGCCAGUGAUGUGACCCAUCUAAGGGACCUGAACAGUGAAAUGCCGGUGCUGUAUGACCUAGAUAAUGCAAGUAGCAUAGCUCCGUCAGAUAUAGACAUUGUUGAUCAUUAUAGACACUUCCAUGACAACGGCGGCAGACAACGCCGGAAAAACAAGGCUCAUUCAGAUCAUUCCCAUCAUUCAAAGCAUUCUUCCAAGCAUGUAAGUCAAAGUAAUCAUAGUAACCACAGUCAUCAUUCCCACGGAGUAGCUAGAGACAGUCCGAACAUCUCCAGUGUUCCGUUUAUGAACAAUCUUGCCAGGGACAGCCCCGUGUCGCGCAACAGUCCGAUCAACCAGCUGUCCCGAACCAGUCCAAAUGUGCGCCAGAGUCCGUUCACUCACGUAAACAUGGUGCGAGGUCACAAUAUGCCUGUCACAGAUUUGAACGGCGGCAGUCGAACAACAUCUGAGCACAGCGUUGCUAGUCAUAGGAGUAAAGCAUCGAACUCCACCCCCAACAAACCUCGUCGUCAAAUGCUGCCUAAUGGACAGCCAAAUGGUAAUUUAUUGAACCCCAAUUAUGAAAAUAGUAAAUUUUUAACUAAAGAAGAAGUGGACAGACUUAAUGCAAGACCCAGGCAAAGUCCUGCUAGUCUCAUGGAGGCUUUUUCGACCUCCAGUGAAAAUAAUACUCGUCAAAUGAAAAAGCCGUUGAAACAUUAUCAAGAUACAAAUGUUCUGUUAGAACCACCAGAGUCGAGUUCUGAUGGCAGUGCUAAUGAUUCCUUCACUUGCUCAGAAUUUGAAUAUGAGAAUGAUAAACCAAGAAAUGAUUUUGAUGCAAAAAUAUUCUCCAAAAUCAAGGAAGAAAAUGAACAUGAAGAUGGUGCUUAUCAUAACAAAAACUUUAAAUCCGAUGGUUUGGAUUCUGGGGGUAACUCGUUUUCCAGCACUGAAAGGCCACCUGAGGAAAAUACCCUAGGACAGAGUACUGGGAAGAGUGUCAGCAACCCAUUCAGUUGGGAUGAUUUAUUGAACUGGGGGCCUAAGUUUGAAAAGUUGGUGGGCGUGUUCACAGAUAUUGCAAUGUUACCAGAUGCAGAAAGUGCCGACUUCAGUGAAGUCGAAGGGAAAUCCACAGACCGGGAGGAAUAUGUCUAAUAUUUGUUGACUUUUUUAUGUUAUUAUAAUUUUUUUAUAUUAUGUGAUACUUUCAGUCUUGAUUUUGCUGUUUUAAAAAUGAAAUUCUAGUAAAUUUGUAAUUAAUUUUGUACCAGGUUAUGAUUUUUUAAUCAUUUCAGUAAUACUUUUUCCACUGAAUUUUUCUAAUUUUGUAUUUUAAUAGUUUUCAUUAUAAUUAAAUAUAUGCUCAGGAAAGAACACAUUUGAUGCAAUUAUUUUGUACAAAAAUUUUGAUAAGUUAAGAUUGUUAGCAAUUGUAAUGGAGAUGCAUCUGCAAGGCUUUGUGGAUAACAAUGUAAAUAAAGUUUUAAUUCAGAAUUUGUAUCAUAUAUAUCAAAAUUGUAAAUAUUUUCUUUUGCCAAUUGUUAUAAUAAUGAAAAAAAAUGCAGCAAUAUCAUAACAAUAUGCAGUAUAUUGUUAUAAAUGCUAGUUGUAUAAUAUUAACUUAUAUAAGUGCUUUAUUCUAUAGAAACAUUAAAAUUUCCUAGCGCAUUAUUAAUAAAUUAAGUAUAAAAAAAAACAAAUAUUUAGAUUUUUUUGUAAAAACCAACCAUUUGCCAUUUUAUAGAAUUCAACACAAGUAAUUGUUUGAAAAAAAAAUUGGAACACAAUAAUUUGUCUUUUAGAAAUUUUUUGAUAAUGUCAAUCAAAGUUCAUGUUCAAAAGAUCUUUCGAUUGAAUGUGUUAUGCAUCUUGUUAUUGGCGUAUUAAUGUUGUUGUGUUAACCAGUAUUACUUGCUGUUUAUGUAACUUAUUCACUAGCAUAAUCAUUUAGUACCACCGUUGUCUUUGUUGUACAUAGGCAGUUGUAUAUAAUGUCCUGCCAAGCAGGUUUGGUGGCGAGAUCAUUUUAUAUGAGCAUUAUUUUAGAUAGGGAAAACUAGCUCAUUGUGAGGAGGUAUUAAUAUGCUUUCAGCGUUUGAAUCAUAUUUGUACCAUAUUUGUUAGUGAUAUUUCCUUAAACAAUGAAAGCUGAAGGGGUUAUUUUACAUGAGAUUGAUUUUUGACAUGCUGAAAGUGAAAAUGUAUUGUUAUUAACUUGUUUAUGUUUCUGUGGGUGAGGAACACAAAACAAAACUAUUGUUGAUUAAUUUGUGCUACCCUCUUAUUUUAAGACAUUCCAUUUUAAUAUUUGUUGACUGUGAAAUGAUGUCAUAAUUCAUUGUAUUGGCUUGUUAUAAAGGAUUUAAGUAAUAAAUAGUGGAUAGAAACUCAAAUAAAUGGGCCGUGCUCUGUGAAAAAGGGAUUUAAUGCAUGUUCAUAGUGUCGUACCAGAUUAGCCUGUGCAGUUUGCACAUGCCAAUCAGGGACGACACUUUCCGCUUUUAUAAUAUUUUCUAAGUUUCAUACCUGAAUAGCCUUGCAGUCUCUUGGACGACACUUAACACAUAUACAUUAAACCCCCUUGCAGUCUCUGGGACGACACUUAACGCAUAUACAUUAAACCCCCUUUUCACAGAGCAAUGCUAAAAUGAAAUGAAUAUAUGUAAUGAAAGAGGACAAAUAAAGUGUUAUGUAUUUUUAUUGAUUAUAUUAAAAUGUCAAUUUGUCAGUUCUGUUUAAUUUUCAGGUAAGAAAACUAUGCAAUAACUGCAAUGCCUCUUUUUUUCAAAUCCAUCUUUUGAUCAUAUUGUGUCAUCGUUUCACUUCACAAUUUUCCUUCACCCAUUUGUCAUUCAAAAUGUCACUAUGUAUUGUUAUAUAGAUCUGAAUAUGUUUAUUUAAUUAUAUUUUGUCUACUGUUCUGUAAUAUGGAACAAUUAUCAUUUAAAUAUGUUAAUUUGAAAAAUACAAAUAAAAAUAAAAUUUUGCAAAAUAA
This is a messenger RNA of Dreissena polymorpha, 17110 nucleotides long. RefSeq names its product cadherin-related tumor suppressor-like. The transcript has 19 exons. The record is from RefSeq and is a predicted model, not a curated record. Lineage: Eukaryota; Metazoa; Mollusca; Bivalvia; Myida; Dreissenidae. Gene Ontology annotation, biological process: homophilic cell-cell adhesion. Gene Ontology annotation, cellular component: plasma membrane. Gene Ontology annotation, molecular function: calcium ion binding. Bases 451 to 15270 code for a protein of 4939 amino acids.